AUGCAGAACGCCCAGGCUGGAAGCAUGCUUCGCAGCGCAACGGCCGGACAGGCCCUGGCAGCCGACUUCCUACGCCUGGAAGCCCACCGGGAUGCUCUGGAGGGCAAGCAAUUGCGCUGCUUGGAGGACAUGGAGAACCGGAAGCAGGUGAACCAGCAGAGGCGGAAGGCAUAUGCCGACAUCCUCGAUCGUCGUUUGCGAGCUGAGGGUACGCAGCAAAGCUUCACCAAAGAGCGAAACCUGGUGAUCCGUACGGAGGCAACCCGCCUGUGCAGCUCAGCCGGCGGUGAUGGGGAGGCGGUCAACCAGAUCCGCGCCAGCAAAGAGCGCUUUGCGCUCGAGGUGGAGCAGAUGUGGCAAGACUGGCAGCAGCGAGUGGCGACAAAGAUUCGCGAGGACAUCGACGUAGCUCGGAGAGAUGCCGAGCACUGCAAAGCUCGACAGCAGGAAGCCAUGGAGGCCAUGCCGGACAAGGACCUGCCCCUCACUGCGGUCGUGGGGGCAGCUGCGGCCGCCAGCGCGGUGGUUGGCGCUGCCACGGGGGUGGCUCUCUUUAUGGCUCUGAAGGGCAAAGAGAAAGCCACCAGCAACGGCCCUUCACAGCCAGAAGCCGCAAAUGCGCACGUGAAGCCAGCGGGAGCAGCUAGCGGCAUGAUGGUGGAGGAUUCCGGAGUUCGCAAGCGACUAGGCGAGGACGAGUACCCAGCGAAUGCUGGCCCAACCGUAAACCUGGAGUACUUCAAAUCGAAGGAUCCGAAUGUGAAGUUUAACUGGAAGCGAGUUGUGGGUCGAAAAAUUAUUUUCCUCUUCGACACCGUCGACCAAAGCCGGUUUUUCGAGCAGCUCUCGCUGCUCCAGGCUCUCCAGGGCUUUGCAGUGCCAGAUGGCGAGGACAAACAAACCAAGUGGAAAACAUAUGUGAACGCUGGUGCUUAUUCCUGGGGCAGAGCAUCUCAAAUCACAGUGGUGAUCCCGUGGUACAGACCAUGCCAGAUGGAGAGAACCAGCAGAUGGCACCUCGAUGAGAGUGGGAAGUGGGUCAACAGCAACCCGGAGGGAGCCUGGCUGGAUGUGCCCAAUGCCCUGUACAUGGCACGUCUCCUUGCAACCCCGGGCUCUGUCCCGCCACUUCCGGGGCCGAACAGCUCCAUGGAUGGAAUGCCGCUGAACCCGCUGUGGCGCCCGCCGCUUGAGCUCCUGUUUGUGGAGCUUCAUGAGGAAGCCCCAGUGGCGCGGUCCGUCAGCGACCUGGGUGCUACCAUCAGGAUGGAACGAUUUGUUCCUUACUUCCUGAAGAAAUACAAAGCCAAGCCCACAUAUCCAGGCAAGAACAAUGUCUACAUUCUCUUCCCUGACCAUGGCGCGUACGAUCGCUACGCGGAAGCUGUGGAGCAGGAGCUCAUCCUCGACCUGGACCACAUAUUGUACAUCAAGAAGACGCGGGUUGGCGAGUCCAUAGGACAGGAACAGAAGCUCUUCUAUGACCAGAACAGGACCGAGUAUGAGAAGACUAGCCAGUUUAAUCCUGACAAGGACCACAUCCUGAUCAUUGAUGACUUUACCAACUCAGGCAGCACUCUCUUCGGUGCGGUUGAGUUAGUCAAGAAGUACGCGGGCGGCAAGGAGAUCAAUGUGUCAAUUUUUGUGUCCCACCUCGUGGCAACCUACGAUCCAAAGGUUGUCGAGGGGCUGAAGGACAAGCUUCACAAGCUUGGCAAGCAAUGCCGGUUCUACACCACGAACUCCAUCCCGCUCACCACGGACUUGCUUAAAGGAGAUGACCAGGCCACAGUGAUCGACAUCUCCGACUUUAUUGCAGAGCUAGUGGCCGAGAAAUGA
Molecule: messenger RNA, 1839 nt
Organism: Symbiodinium pilosum
Lineage: Eukaryota; Dinophyceae; Suessiales; Symbiodiniaceae
Source: the annotation of a GenBank genome assembly